AUGAUACAGUCAGAAGCAUGGAUGAGAGAACGAGACGAAGAACUCAGGGAAGAAGUAAGGAGAAUGUUCCAGGACAAUUACGAUGUGACACAAACCAUGCAUUUGAUCGAUACGAUUCAGCUUCUUGGACUCGAUUACCACUUCGAGGAGGAACUAACCGAAGCUUUGAAACGAGUCUAUGAUGCCGAUAGCGCCAACGAUGGACUGUACGAGGUUUCACUCAGAUUCCGACUGCUUAGAGAGAAAGGAUACAGCGUGACCUCCGAUGUCUUCAGCAAGUUCAAGGAUGAGGGAGGGAGCUUCUCAACAACCUUGACUGAGGAUGUAAAAGGGCUGCUAAGCUUAUACAACGCGGCUUACCUUGGAACUCACGGAGAGACCAUACUUGAUGAAGCUAUUUCUUUCACGCGGACUCACCUUACAUCCAUGGUUCAUGAUCUCAACCCACCUAUGGCAACGCUAGUGUCUCUUGCCCUCGAGACCCCUCUUCGCAGAAGCAUAAAAAGGCUUUUCGCAAGGCAUUACAUCUCCAUCUACCAGGAGGAGCCAACACGAAACGAUAAGAUCCUAGAGCUCGCAAAGCUGGACUUCCAUAUACUGCAAUCUCUUCAUCGUCGAGAGCUUAAGGACGUCUGCAUGCAAGUCUUCUUUAUACGGUGGGACUUUGAGGCUGUUGAUCAGCUCCCGGAGUACUUAAAGGACUUCUUUCUCAAGCUUCUAUUCGCUGUUCGAGAAUUCGAAACUGAGCUUGCAGCGGAGGAGAAGUUUAGGAUAUUUUACCUCAAGGAAGCAUUGAAGUCUCAAGCUAGAGCUUAUUUUGAGGAAUCCAGAUGGAGGGAUGAGAAAUAUGUGCCCACAUUAGAAGAACACCUGGGUGUUUCCAAGAUGAGCACCACGUAUCCCUUGCUUGCUUCUGCCAUUUUGGUUGGCAUGGGGGAAGUCGCAACCAAGGAAGCAUUUGAAUGGGCUGCCAGCUUUCCCAAGAUCGUCGACGCUUCUUCUGCAAUCGGUCGAAUAAUGAAUGACAUCACUUCGUAUGAGAGAGAAGGGAAGAGGGAACAUGUUGUCUCCACAGUACACUGCUGCAUGAAAGAGUAUGGAACAUCCAUAGACGAUGCAUGCAAGAAGCUCCAAGAAAUGGUGGAAGACGCAUGGAAGGAUAUAAACCAGGAGUGCCUCAAUCCGACCACAUUCCUCGCCCCGCUACUCCAAACGUCACUCUAUUUUACACGAAUCUUAGAGAACGUGUACAAGUACAUCGAUGCAUACACCGAAUCUAACACUACAAUGAGAGAGUGCAUCUCCUUGUUGCUUCUUCAACCUGUUCCUAUAUGAUCGUGUCAUCCAUAGUAUGAAGCAUUUUCCUUUUUGUAUCGUAAU
Molecule: messenger RNA, 1380 nt
Organism: Musa acuminata AAA Group (dessert banana)
Lineage: Eukaryota; Viridiplantae; Streptophyta; Magnoliopsida; Zingiberales; Musaceae
Product: (S)-beta-bisabolene synthase-like
Exons: 5
Coding region: 1-1335 (444 amino acids)
Biological process (GO): diterpenoid biosynthetic process
Molecular function (GO): magnesium ion binding; terpene synthase activity
Source: RefSeq, a predicted model, not a curated record